Phytophthora nicotianae INRA-310 is the source of this 429-nucleotide messenger RNA. RefSeq lists its product as hypothetical. The record is from RefSeq and is a predicted model, not a curated record. Lineage: Eukaryota; Oomycota; Peronosporomycetes; Peronosporales; Peronosporaceae. The coding region runs from base 1 to 429 and encodes 142 amino acids. The transcript is spliced from 2 exons.
AUGGGCUCCGAUGCCUACCUCGAUCAGACCGCCACACUGUUGGCAGAGGCGGCGGAUUGCCUCCGCACCCGUCGAUCAAAACCUGGCGCGAGCAAACGAGUGAUCGGGCCGUCUGGUGGUACUGGUGGCCCUGCACCACUCGGGGAUUGUCCUCCUACCCGCGAUCGCGAGGUCUUGGAUGGUCAGACCAGCGAGGACGAAGUCCCCUACGACGGUGGUGGCCAUGCCGAUGACGGCCACGUCAAGCGCUUCCUCAGAUCCAAGAUGUCGGCGCCGACCAGGAAGAAAAAAAAAGAAGAGGAACCUCAAGAGCCUCUGAGCACGACGAAACUUCCGACCCCGACGAGGAGACUCGAGUGGCUCUCGCACGAUCCCCAUCGGACCAAUGGCGGCGUCGAUCGAACAGCUCCGCAGGGGUUGACAGGUUAG